Messenger RNA from Mirounga angustirostris (Northern elephant seal), 2982 nucleotides. It is a transcript of the gene VWA7, whose product is annotated as von Willebrand factor A domain containing 7. The record is from RefSeq and is a predicted model, not a curated record. Lineage: Eukaryota; Metazoa; Chordata; Mammalia; Carnivora; Phocidae.
GUCCCUCGGCUGCUGCUGCCUCCCGCAACUUCCUUCUUCCCCAACAUCCGGAGCCUCCUGGCCGCCCCGGGCUCCGUCACCCACCAGCACCUGAUGGAGGAAGCGGCCCUCAAUGUCACCCUGCAGCUUUUCCCAGAGCAGCCGCCCUCAGAGCAGCCCCCAGUUCGUCUUGAGGACUUCCUGGGCCGCACCCUCCUCACCAACGACCUCUUUGCUGCCUACUUCGGACCUGGGUUUCCUUCUCGGCAGUUCCGAGCAGCCUUAGGUGAGGUGUCUUGGGCCAACGCAGCCCAGGACUUCCUGCCAACAUCUGGGAAUGACCCUGAGCUGCACUUCGAUGCCGAGCGGCUGGGCCAGGGCCGCAUGCUCCUGGCGGGGGCUCCCCGGGCGGCCAUGGGGGCGGCCAGAGCCCUGGAGCACACUCUGGCCCACCAGCGCCUCGGCGCCGCGCUUCAUGCUUUGCGGGAUUUCGACAGUCACAGCAACUGGGUGGACCUGGGGCGGCAGCAGCCACACCCUCAGCUCCUCUGGCUGAGGCAGGAGCUCGGGAGCCUGGCACGAGUAGGCGAUCCUGCCUGCUCUGAUUGAGAGUUGAGCUGCCCUGGGAAUUUGCUGGGCUUUACACUCCUCACUUCUGGCUACUUUGGAACUCAUCCCUCCAAACCUCCAGGGAAAUGUAGCCAUGGGGGCCGUUUUGACCGGAGCAGCUCCCAGCCACCACAGGGCGGCAUCAACAAAGAGAGCACAGCCCCGGGCUUCUCUCCCCACCACAUGCUGCACCUCCAGGCAGCAAAACUGGCCCUUCUGGCCUCCAUCCCCUUCAGUCUCCUGAGAAACCACCUGGGAGACAGGGGUUUCUCUGGGCUGCUGGACAUCAGCCCGGCCUCCAGCCUGAGCUUUGUCCUGGACACCACGGGCAGUACGGGUGAGGAGAUCAAUGCUGCCAAAAUCCAGGCUCGCCACAUUGUGGAACAGCGACGGGGCUGCCCCAUGGAGCCUGUCCACUACGUCCUGGUGCCUUUCCAAGAUCCAGGGUUUGGCCCUGUCUUUACAACCAGUGACCCUGACAGCUUCUGGCAACAACUCAAUGAGAUCCGCCUUGGGGGUGGAGAUGAGCCUGACGUGUGCCUGUCAGCCCUGGAGCCGGUUCUGCUGCACACCCCUCCACUCUCAGACAGCUUUGUCUUCACAGACGCCUCCCCCAAGGACGCCAUGCUCGCCAGCCAGGUGGAAUCCUUGACUCAGGAGUGGCACUGCAGAGUGACAUUCCUAGUGACUGAAGACCCAUCGAGGGUUCAGGGCCGAGCUCGGCGUGAGGUCUUGUCCCCUCUGUGUUUUGAGCCAUACGAAGCAGUGGCCCUGACCUCAGGAGGAGAGGUCAUCUUCACCAAAGACCAGCACAUUCAGGAUGUGGCCGCCAUUGUUGGGGACAGCAUGGCUGACGUGGUUACCCUUCCCCUGGAACCUCCUGUUGUGUCUGGGAGGCCACUUGUGUUCAGGGUGGAUAUGCUGCUCCAGAGGGUCACAGUUCAGAUCCACAGGGAGGUCAGCAGCUUCUAGAUCAGGAACCCUGCAGGGGUCUCCCAGGGCCAAGAGGAAGGCGAGGGGCCUCUAGGUCACACGCGCCGCUUUGGGCAGUUCUGCAUAGUUACCGUGAAUGACCCCCCACAGACAGGGACCUGGGAGAUCUGGGUCACAGCUGAGGACGCGCCCAGGGUGAGAGGGCAAGCUCAGACAGCCCUGGACUUCCUCUUCUACUUUCGGAUUCCCAUGGAGGAUGGCCCCCACCCUGGCCUCUACCCCCUGACUCAGCCAGUUGCAGGCCUCCAGAGCCAGCUGCUGGUAGAGGUGACAGGGCUGGGCUCCAGAGGCAACCCCGGAGAUGCUCGGCCGCAUUUCUCCCACGUCGUCCUUCGAGGGGUCCCGGAGGGUGCCGAGAGGGGCUGGGUGCCUCUGGAGCCCACGGGACCGCGGCAGCGAGGUGUCCUCGUGGCCUCGCUCCCGCCCGUGCUUCUGUCCAGGGGACGCUUCUCUCUGGAGCUGGUCGGCCGGACGGAGAGGGGCGGGGCCUGCACCGAGCGGCACCCCCAGCCCUGCACCGUGGUCCCGGUGCUUCGGGAGAGAGGUGCCGCGGCUCCUGCCCUGACCCGCCCUCCGCCCUGCUCCGCCGCCGCCAGCUUCUCGGGCCCUCAGGAUCUCGACCUUAGGCCAUCUGUCAGUCCCAGCUUCCCUCUCACCUCCAACCCCUCCGUGUACAGCCCCCGAACCCUCCUGCUCAGUUCUGGCCCACCUUUUGGUUCCCGGGCAUGGGAGUCUGGUGCCUUAAGCCCCGCCUACAGCGGCCUCCGCUGGGCGCUCAGAGUCUCGCCUGGCCUCGCCUCCCUGCCGGCGCUUGGCUCGGACCCUCGGACCCUCGGACCCUUGGCUCGCAGCUCUUCGGAGCCCGGGCCUUCAGCCGGGCAUGUGUGUCCACUUGGCAGGGUUCGCCUGGAACCGAAUGAGUCCGCCUGGGGACGCCUAUGGUUGGAGGUCCCGGACUCAGCCGCGCCAGACUCCUUGGUGACGGUGACUGUAACCUCGACAGGUCGGGAGGCCAGCCCAGUGCCCCCGACCCACGCCUUCCUCCAGCUCCUAGUUCUCUCCCCCUUCUCCGCAGGACCGCUGGCCGCCCCUGCCCACUCAUUUGGCCCUAUCCUCGCCUCAACCAGCCCUGCCUCCACUUUGGUGACUCGGGGAAGGGCCGGGGGAGGGCGGGUGGGCAACCCCUGGUGGGGCACAGCUGGAGGGGUGACAACUGGUGACAUAGGAGGGAUGGGUCUCCAGAGCUCUUUUCAAUCCUGCUCCUUUGGUGAGAAGGUAACAUGGGCCUCGGGACCCCACCUCUCUCAGCUGGAGGUUUUCUUUCUCAGGCACUUGUCCCUCUCUUUCUUAGUGAGAUUGGGAAAGAGGGCAGUGGAUUUUCCCACAGUGCACUUUCUCUAA